Paramuricea clavata is the source of this 699-nucleotide messenger RNA. NCBI's taxonomy places the organism in Eukaryota, Metazoa, Cnidaria, Anthozoa, Malacalcyonacea, Plexauridae. The record is from the annotation of a GenBank genome assembly.
UCAUCAUCAAACUUUCAUGACUCAAUAACUGUUUCUGAAUAUGAAGUUCAAUCUUUGUUAUUCAGUUUGUCACCUUCUAAGGCUACUGGGCCUGAUGGCAUACCAGCAUAUCUUUUAAAGCGCUGUUCCGAAGUCAUCGCUCCGUCUUUAACAGUUAUCUUCGAGUUGUCUCUUCAGCAGGGUGUAUUUCCUUCUGAAUGGAAAUCUGCUAAUGUGGUUCCAAUACCUAAGAAAGGUGACGCUCAUGAAGUCACCAACUACAGACCUGUUUCAUUACUCUCCCAAGUCUCAAAAGUACUUGAACGCUUGAUUUUUAGACAGGUUUCUUCUUCCAUUAAGGACUCUUUGUAUGACAUUCAACAUGGCUUUCGCUGCAAUAGGUCAUGUGUUACUCAACUUUUGAAUGUGUUUCACGAUCUCGGUCGUGCUCUUGAUUCUGGCAAUGAAAUUGAUCUUCUUUAUCUUGAUUUUGCUAAAGCUUUUGACUCCGUAUCUCACAGCAAACUCUUGUUUAAACUAAAAUCUUUUGGAAUUUCCAGUCAACUUCUUAACUGGUUCGCUGAUUAUCUCCAUAAUUGGAGACAGCGUGUCGUUAUCGAAGGAGUUUCUUCAUCCUUCCUUAACGUUAAAUCUGGUGUGCCACAAGGUAGUGUCAUAGGUCCACUAUUUUUCAUUUUGUAUGUGAAUGAUCUUCCAGAG